Molecule: messenger RNA, 1375 nt
Organism: Thunnus maccoyii (southern bluefin tuna)
Lineage: Eukaryota; Metazoa; Chordata; Actinopteri; Scombriformes; Scombridae
Product: retinoschisin-like
Exons: 7
Coding region: 275-1048 (257 amino acids)
Source: RefSeq, a predicted model, not a curated record
UUAACAUUUCAAAAUAUUAACACAAGCCUUUGCAUAGGUCUUGGAUCCUCAACUUCUUUUGCAUGUGACCCCUCAAAACAAAAUAUUGCAUGCAACUCUUUCAACCAAAGAAUGUAUUUUCCAACCCCUUCCAACUUUCCAACCCCUGGCAUAGAUCUUGUCUAACAUCCAUGUAUUCAUGAGGGCUGUAAUCCUGAUAGACAUCGCUGCCACCAUGACACUUGACUCAUGAGGAGAUGAUGAUGUAUUCAGCACAGCACAGCUGAAGAAGACGAUGGAGGUCACUGCUCGAGCUGCUGUGCUCUUCCUCCUGCUUCUAUCUCAGGCCCUGACUACUGUCCACACACAGGAGGAGGAGGAGGCUGUCCAGGAGGAGGAGCUGCAGGAGGAGGACCAGCAGGUCAUCGAGACAUGGACGUCAAAUGUCAAAGCCUGCACCUGUGACUGUGAAUCUGCUGAAUCACCUACACGCAUCCCCACCGUCAUCUCGCCUGUCGCCCCAACCUCACUUCUGCCACCGCCACCACCUCAGAGUCAACCACUGAACUGCAUGCCAGAGUGCCCCUACCACAAAGCCCUGGGGUUCGAAUCUGGAUCUGUGUCAUCAGACCAGAUCAGCUGCUCCAAUCAGGAACAAUACACUGGCUGGUACAUCUCCUGGAUCCCCAACAAGGCUCGUCUUAACAACCAAGGCUUUGGGUGUGCUUGGCUUUCCAAGUUCAAUGACCAGUAUCAGUGGAUCCAGAUUGACCUAAAGGAGGUGGGAGUGGUGUCUGGCAUCCUCACACAGGGUCGCUGCGAUGCUGAUGAGUGGAUUACUAAAUACAGCAUCCAAUACCGCACCGUGGAAACCCUCAACUGGGUCUAUUACAAAGACCAGACAGGCAACAACAGGGUCUUCUAUGGGAACUCUGACCGCUCCUCCACGGUGCAGAACCUGCUGCGCCCACCUAUUGUGGCCCGUUACAUCCGCCUGCUGCCGCUGGGCUGGCACACCCGCAUCGCCAUGAGGAUGGAGCUGCUGAUGUGCAUGAACAAGUGUUCUUGAAGUGCACUCAGCCUGCUUUCCCUUCCCCUGCCAGCCUGCCGCUUGCCAAAAGGGGGACACUGGUCCAGCAUCUGGAAGAUCUAUCGUGUUACCUUGUAAUGACCUUCAUGUUUUUAACAUGUCUGUCUUUCUUUGGCGAGGCUCGAAGCAAACUAAGUCUGGGCAGGUGGACAUGUUUGGUGUCCUUUGAUGCAUUGUUUUGUCUGUCUUAAAAUCUGUAUAAAUUAAUUGUUUUAAUAUUUAAAUAUCCACACAACACAUUCCAGUUGAAAAGGCAUUUUUGGAGGUCUGUGUUCUUCAUGAAGCUACAAGAGAGAAAUAAAGAUG